Molecule: messenger RNA, 9634 nt
Organism: Pocillopora meandrina
Lineage: Eukaryota; Metazoa; Cnidaria; Anthozoa; Scleractinia; Pocilloporidae
Source: the annotation of a GenBank genome assembly
AUGAUAACAACUUUGUUAGAGGUAAUGUUAGGUUAGGGGAAGGGUAGGUGCGCAGUUGCUCAGACACUAACAUUAAGCCGAAAAUUCCCUCUCCCGUACAUAGAUCAGUACAUCACAAUCACUCGUCACGAGGGAAGAUAGAACUUACCUGCGGAAGAAAAGACACAUUUUAGGCCCACCAAACAUGUUCCUCUUCGUAGCAAUUCUCGCUGUAAUUCUGAUUAUAAUCUUUGUCCUGGACUGUGAUUUUAUUCUCAAAUUCCACGAGCAGUUUGGGGCUAAACCGGAGGAAAAACUUCGCGGUAAAGUGGUUUGGAUCACAGGGGCUUCGAGUGGUAUUGGGGAAAACCUGGCUUAUGAGCUGGCAAAAUGCGGCUGUAAAUUGGUGCUGUCGGCAAGAAGAAAGGAAGAACUAGAAAGGGUAAAGGCAAAAUGCAUUGGUAAGCUCACUAUAUAUUUCUAAUCCCAAACAAGGCACUUCGUUUAUUCAUAUCAUAGCUCUUCUAGGUUGGUACAGAUUAUAGACCUUACCCUCUCCUGAGUCAGGUGGGGUGCUUGCCAACGCGACCUUUGGAUUAUAAAAAGUAAUGAUGCGAUCCUCUAAGCCAAAUUGCAAUAGAAGAAGCAGCAGAAAAAGAAACCUAACCAGAUUGAAACCCAUGACUUCCAAGUGUGGUUGAAUGUUGCUAUCAACUUGGCCUACCAACUAAGUCAGGAAGGUUUAGCCUCCUCUCAAGAAAUCUGAACACAAAUAAUAUAAAAGAAAUACAAUUUGACAUGUAAAUAAAGACAAAUAAUAAAGUAAUUCUUACAGGUGAAUUAAAAUUACUGGCAAUGAAAGAAAUUGCAGAAAAAGAAGGCAAAGAAGCCUGCAUUUUUUCAGGCUAAUUUUUCUCUAAUUUUUUUCAAAUGCAAGUUAAAAGCCUGAAGCAUAUAAUUUCUCUGUCACUUAACCUCAAAUUUGUCUAACCAAAUGUGGAUGGGACCUCAAAGUCAUUGCAUUGAUACUGAUAUUGGUGCUAUUUGAUAAACUGCAAUUUUUAAAAUUUUUUUUGUCAGUUCUGGCAGGGGAGAAGUCACCUGCUAUUGAUGUUUUAGUUCUUCCAAUGGAUGUCACAGAUUAUAAUUCACAUAAGGACCAUGCUCAAGCUGUUAUGGAUCACUUUCAGAGGGUCAGUGAAUUAAAUAUGAUUCAAAAUGGGAUCUGAUAUAAUUUAAAAUGAAAUAAAUUUACUGUGGACUUUUUCAGCUAUAUCACCAAUUAGGAAUACACCAUUAGUUAAGAAAAAGAUAGAUUACAAGGCAGAAGACCCAUCAAGCAGGAGCAUCACAUGAUUUAUAAAGCGUGAAUCAAUAAGGAGUAUUUCUACAUUGUACUAGAUAGGAUGCUAGUCCAUCCCAGGGUUACCUCCAUUCUCCACGAGUUUUUCAGGUCUCCUUGCAAGUCUGCAGGGAUCCAUUUAUACUUUAGGAUGGGGAGACUCACUGUGAGAGGAAAGGGGCUUCCCUUAGAUCACAAAACAGUGACCUCACUAAAACUUGAAUCCAGGGGUUUUGAUAUGCAGUCCAACGUAUUAAUGUAUACUACUGGUAGUCUCCCUUUUCCAAAUUACAGGACUCAAAAAUAAAUUUGCUUUCUUUCCAAGGCUUUUUCAACUAAGUGCAGGUCUUAAAGGCAGGUUUUCAUUGUAACUGUGCAAGGAUAGAUUGAGGGGAGGGGUGCAGGGGGUGCACACCCUACCUUAGAUGACCUUCAGUUUUCUUAUGUAACUUGUGUUGUGAAGAUACAAACUUUGUGAUUUAUUGGUGUUAAGUAAAAUGGAAGAAAAAAUUGAAGAAUUGAUAUUUAAGCCCAUGUCAAAUGGCAGUUUGGCACUAACAUUCUAAACAUAAGUCCUUCUAUUCGUCAUAGCAGACAUCAGUUGUGUCAUUCCUUGGUGGUGCAAAAUGUCCAGAGAAAAAUCCUGGAUCUGCCCCUGCAAUUUUAGGGUUGGCAUGUUAAUUCAAUUAUCAACCCCUCUAGGGAGAGUGCAGACAUCAAUGUUAUUUACACCAUAUCACUCAGUGUCUUUGCAAAAAACCAUUAAGAGAAAUAGGUUGCAGAGACUUUGCUUUCCUCUUUCCCUUUUAUUACAAAAUAAUGUAUCUUGAAAACAUAUCUUCCCUGUGUGAAAUAGAACUUUUCACCUUACAGAUUGAUAUUCUGGUCAACAAUAGUGGCCGAUCCCAGCGUGGUCUUGUACUGGACACUCCUGGUGUGGAGGUUGACAAAGCAAUGAUGACUAUAAAUGUCCUUGGACAAAUUUCAUUGACCAAGGUAGUAUUACCUCACAUGAUCAAGCAGAAAACAGGACAGAUCAUUGUUACAAGCAGUGUGGCUGGCAAAGUUGGUAUGUGAUAAAUAUUAUUACUCACUGUUUCACAAUUUUUACUUUUUAUAUUACUGAGGUAGAUGCAUUAACUAAAGGAAAAUGAUGAUCUCAUGCCAGCAGUGAAAAUAUUGUUCACUUGAGAUAUAUUUUUGCAUAAGAGUCACAAAUGAAUUGUCAGUCAAGGUUUGGAUUUUUAUCUUAUAUUAUAUUUAUAUAAUUAUAUUAUAUUUAUAUAAUUAUAUUAUAUUUUUAUAAUUAUUGGUUACUGUGCUCUUGGUUGUUGUUCUAACUAUUCCCCUUAUUUUACACCUAUUUUACAGGUUCUCCAGGACAAGCUACAUACAGUGCAACUAAAUAUGCUAUUCAGGUUUGUACAUAAUCAUGGUAACCAAAAAUUACCUAAAUGAAGAGCCUUUUUGUACUUUUAGAUUUUAUAAUUUUUUCACAGGGAUUGGGACUUUCAGGUUGCUUCUUCUUGCAUUUAACAAACCUACAACAGCUUUGAUCAAAGUUCAAGAAUCUAGUAAUGUUUGGCUUAAUAGUUCUGUAGUUUGUCUGGCCUACACAUAAAGAGAAAACAGAAGUGAUCUGUUCUUAUCACUUGGCACCAUAUCAGGUUUCCUUUAGUAAAUAAUAUUUUGUUGUGUUGAAGGGUCCUUAGCCCAACAAAAGGUUGAAGGGUUGCUUCCUCUAGGAAUUGCUAAGAGGAGGAAAUCUUUUUGUCAACUUUUUAGGGUUAUUACUUUCAUGGGGGUGGUUUGUUUGUUUUGGUAUUUAUGAAAUUUGUCCUUGACUAGCUGGUGAUUAAUGCUGUGAAAAAAUAAUUGGUUAUAACAACCUUUAACAGGUGCAUAUUUUGUAAUUAAAGUUAUCCUUCUUGAGGUAAAGAUUAUUGAUGGUUACUGUUGUGACUCGCCAGGGUUACUACAACACAUUACGCAUGGAGGUGAAUGAACAUGGCAUUGGUGUGACACUGGUAUGCCCUGGUCCUGUUCAAACAGAUGUUGUGGCAAAUGCCUUCACUGAAGAUGUAAACAAGGUAUGAAAGAAUCAGGGUAAUUUAGUAUUAUCAACUAAGUUGAUAACUAAAAUUGGCCACCAUAAAGAGUUUAAAAGCUAACACUUCAAGUAUUAGCCCUUUGUGAGAGCAAUUGAAAGAUUCAAGCAACAGCAAAGGGUAUUCUUUCAACCAAGAAUUUUUCUUCUCUCUCUGUUGUUUUAAGAUAGAUAAUCUCUUUUUUCAAGUAGUAAGAAGUAAAAAUUUUCCUUGCAGACAAGCCUGUUAAACCUUGUACUCUUAAGAUCUCCAUGUCAAUUCUCUUUGUGCUUUAAAUAUUUUUGUGGUUGAGUCUCUGGGAAUAUGGGGUGGAAUUUAACAUUUUCCUCAGUGGACAUAACAGUUCUUCUCAUCACUUUUCUAUGUGGAUAUGUACUGUUAUGGUACACAGAAAUUUCUUUCUUUAACUCUUGGGAGCUUGGGGGUUCAUUUGUUAACUAAAUUGAAACGGUAAAUUUUGUAUGUGUAGCAAUUUAAAGAGAAAGCAACAGUUCAACGGGACAGUAAGAGAAUGCAACCAGCAAGAUGUGCUCACCUUAUGACUGUGGCGAUGGCUAACAAGCUUGAUGAAGUGUGGAUUUCUCCAAACCCUGUCCUGCUAUUUAUCUACAUCAGUCAGUACUGUCCUGUACUAUAUGAUUGGUAAGUCAGUGUGUCUUGUGAAAGAAAGGGGUUGGGGGGGAAGGGGGGAGGGUUUGGGGUGCCAUAGCUGUUCUUGCACAAAGAUUUCCACCAUGAGAUUUUUACUAUUGAAACUAUCCAUUGGAAUGUUUUACUUUCCUUUCUACUCGGAAAAUUAUGAUACUUGUACCAUAUUGUGCAAGUAACUCCUGUACAUUUUUUUUUUCUAGGUUUGCCAAACGUGUAGGUAUGAAACAGGUUCGAAGGAUGCGGGAAGAAACAGAAUCAAGGUAAUUGCUGCCUAAAAUUGACUCUAAUUUAUUCUGAAUGAAUUGAAAUGAGUGGUAUAUCUACACAUUGAUAGCUCUAUUCAAGUGUUUGAAUGUUUAAUGAAGGAUCUUUUUUAACUGCAACCCUUUGAGAUCACGAAUGUUGAUCUGAUUAAUGUGGGAAAGGAAUAAACAACCAAACAAACAAGUCUAUGAAAUACAAUGCACUUAUGGCUGCUAUAACCUAGGAGGCUAAAAUAUCCUUAUUGAAAACAAAAUGCUCUUUUCUGAAUGCUAUAAGGCCAAGAUUCAACCAUCAAGUCGUCUUGGAAUCACGAGGAUAAAAGUUAGUUAAGCAUUCAUUUAUACCACACAAAUUUUUUUCACAGCCUUCACAGGUCAACAUUAAGUCCAUUUCUUUCCCCAUACCCAACCUUUCUUAUAAUGAACCCCUGGGUAUUCUUUGGUUCAUGGGUUGUGGAUUCUUUAUCAGGAUGGGACAGCACUGUACAAAGGUUAAGGCAACACAUCUUGUGUUUGUUUUGAAAUAAACUGAUUAUCGUAUCUUUGUAUUUCAGGAAAAAAGACUGACGGACAAAAAGCCAGCAACAAGUGAAACUCUAAUGUAAUUAAUGAUUGUAAUUGUGCUGUGAUCUUCAAGAUUAUUAAGAUAUAAAUAAAACAAGACUGUUAGUUUUUCAUGCGUUCAGUAUGCUCUAUCUCAACUUGUUUUACACAACAUAAAGAAAAAAUUCACUGCCUUUAUUAAUGUCAGCAAUAAAGGGUACUGUUUGCCAGGACACAAAAGUAUCCUUACUAGCAAUGAGUUGACUGACAAUGGCAGAGGCUCUAUUAUACUUUGUCAGUUUGUAUUGUACAUAUCCUGUGAGCAGACUUCUGAUUGGCCCAGCGGCAUGAGCGGUGGAGCCUUGUGAGUGUGCCAGGGUCCAGGCCCCCUUACAGACCUCUUGCAGGCAUUACCCCUAGUGCCACAGGGCUAUUGAGAACAUGCUUAUAGGCUUUGGUGUACUUAAACACUCCAGAGAAACUUCCAGGACACAUGAAAAGAUAAGAAAAGGCAAUGACAAACAAAAUGAGGCAUUCAUAGGUCUGCCAUGAAGACAUGCUGCUAAGGAUGGCCAAAGCCUACUUCUGUUAACCAAAUUUGUGGCUCAUAGCACCCACAUAUGUUUUAAUCUAGCUCACAGGAGCAUAACAAACAUAGAUUUCGCGAUACGAAAAUAUCUAUUUCAACAUGACACUACACCUUCAUCUGGUCUUCAAAGUGCUCGAGUGGCUCUGGGAACGAGAAUGGUUAUUACAGAGAACUGGUGGUUUCCAGUCUCCACCCCAUUGUAAUCGGAUCGAGAUCUUUGGAAGUAAACUGACCAGUGAAAAUACUUUACUUCUGGUACUUUUGUUUUCUCCGAUAAACAUGCUUCACUUUUGCUAAAAACCAGCGGAGCAGUUGGCGAUAUUUAUAUCCUCUCAGCCGAGAAUUUCAGCAAGACAUUGGUCGUUCUGAUUUCUGAUAUUGUAAUCUCAAAUCAAGACAUUUCGUAAUUGUAAUCAAAUUAUUUUGAGCAAAGUUGCCAAAAAUAAGCUGAAGUAAAUAAUUCAAAGACUAAAGAAAGGUGAAAGAGCCAUCGUAAAGGUGAGUGCUUUUUUUUUUUCUCUGAAAAUUGAAUUUUGCAUGCUGUUGAUCUCGCAACCAUUUGAUUACGUAUAUAGUAAGAUAUUCAACUUGUUGGUCUAGAUCUCAAAUUUAUGGACUCAAUUGAUUUCUUGCAAUGUUUGUUUUAAACAUUUUCUUUGAAAGAUAUAUUUUUUAACCAAAUUUUAUUUCUAUUGCUGCAUUGUAUCCAAUGUGAUUCACCACUCAAUCAAUCUGAGAAAUGCAGGCCUGGCUCAUUUACUAAGCCCCUGCCUGAAAUUGGACAUUUGAUGAGAUCACCUCUCCCAACCCCCCCAACACCCCUUUAACCUUCACCAAAAUUUUCCCUCCCAAGGUUUAAUUGUUAAUUCUCCCCUCUAGCUGCUGCACACAUUUCCUUGUAAAUAAGUUAUAAGAAUUUGAUGUUUAGUCAAGAUAACUUCUACCUGAUUAGUUUGAGUGUUCUCGUUACCUGUUAGUUGAAUGAUGUAUGGAUAUUAUAGGGAGAACUUACAUGUUAAUCACUUUCAGGAGUUAAAGGGUUAAAGUGGCUCUUAUUAUUUUAGAAUCUUCAUUCCAUAAACCAGUAUGUUCUAUACUGUGAAGCGCAUCCCCUUAGAGUGGAUCCCAAUGCAAGAUGGAACCAAACUUGCAGCUAAACUGUGGAUUCCAGAACCAAUUAAUAAAACUGACUUACCUGCAGAAGAAGGAAAAUAUCCAGCCGUACUAGGUCAGGAUUUUUAAGCACUGUUCAAAGCAUUCAAUUUGUCAGCACAUUGUAAAAGGUCUUCUGCAAAUAGGAGGUCAAAUUUCAUUUCAGCUAUUUAAAUUUUUUCUUCCCUAGAAUUUCUUCCAUAUCGCCGCAUUGACUGGACUGCUACAAGGGAUGAAAAGAACCAUUCAUACUUCUGCUCUUAUGGCUACGUUUGUGUCCGUGUGGACAUGCGGGGAUCUGGGGACUCAGAAGGAUUUUAUUACGAUGAAUAUGAAAAGCAAGAGCAAGAGCUGUGAUGUUAAGAGCAAAGAUGAGAUGUUGUGAUGUUAUUUAAAGCCACACCUUGUGCACCAGCUAAGAUUGUAACUAUGGUUCAACCAUUUGGUGUACUGGUUCCAAAAAUUUUGGUUCCCACAUUUUAAAUUCCAGGGCAUUUCCCCUUUGAUCAUAGAAACAAAUAAAUUAGUUCACCAUAGUAAUAGAUCACAAAAAUGUCAAAAUGUGGAAAGAACAUCAGUGAUAUACUUGGCUGCCUCUGUGUGCUACUUUUUUACAAUUAAUUUUGUUUUUGUCAGGUAUGUAUGGUAAAAGCUGGGGGGGAUUCAAUGGACUUCAGGUAGCUGCUAGACGACCCUGUGCACUCAAGACCAUCAUCUCUACAUAUUCCACUGAUGACCGAUAUGCUGACGACAUUCAUUACCGUGGUGGCUGUGUCCUUGGCAGGGAAAUGUUAUCUUGGGCUCACAUCAUGUUCCUAUGGAAUGCACGUCCUCCUCAUCCAGACAGCUUAGGCCCAAGGUUUUUUUCAAAAUCGUUUUUUUGCUUUCAACAUGCAUGCUAUUGAAAAGAGUCAUUAUUAUGGUUUUGUUUUCUUAGUAGAGAAUAGGGCUGUUCCAUUGCUAUCUCCAGCUUGCUCUAUCCUUUAUAGCUGUGACCACUUCAUUCUAUGCCCUCCACCCAGUUCUUCAUAACCUCUCUUUUUCAGCCUUGGUGGUCUUCUUCUUGCUACCUGCUCACCUCAUGUCUUGAUGCCCCCCUCUUGUCCUAGUUCCCCCCUUUGUAAAAAAAUUAUGUCAUACUGGUACUCCUUUAAAUAAGAUAUAAGCUUGUACUAGUUUAUAAAAAGUUAGCUCAGCCUAGUGAUUUUUUUAAAGACCAAUGUCUUUGGUAUUCCUAUAAAUGUAGGGCCUAAGUUGAUCCCAUCUGGGAAUUGUCAGGGGCUGGAAAAAAAUAAGCAAGAAGUAUACUGACUCAAAAAAUAUAUAUAUCAGAAUCAACUUCAUUAUGUUCUUUAAAUUCACAGAUGGAAACAAAUGUGGCUAAAUCGUCUGAACAAAUCCAGUGAACCCUGGAUACACAUUUGGCUUUCACAUCAGUCACGUGAUGCAUACUGGAAGCAUGGUUCCAUAGCUGAGGAUUACACCUCAAUAAAAUGUCCUGUGUUUCUGAUUGGUGGAUAUAGUGAUCUUUACACUGAUGCAGUAUUCCGCAUGGUGGAACAUCUUAACUGUCCUGUCCGCGCUCUCAUAGGGCCAUGGUCCCAUGCAUGGCCUGCAGAUUCUUCACCAGGGCCUCGGAUAGAUCAUCUUAAAGAGUGUGUCAGGUGGUGGGACUGUCAUUUAAAGGGCCUUUCGACUGAUGUCAUGAAGGAACCUCUAAUAAGGAUGUUCUUGAGGGAUGGUAUGAUGUCUUAGGCUCCCAACAGUUUUGACUGUCCUUUGGUCAAUUUUUAUUUUUUACGAGCCAGCUAUUCAAAUUUAUGAAGCAAAAAUCCUUUUGUUUAUACAGAAUUUGGAAUAUUGAUUUUUUGGAGGUGAGAAAACUUGUUGCUUUCUUCUCUUGAAGGAAUUUCAAUGGCACACAAGGAAGAUAUUUGGCCGGGCAGGUGGGUAGCUGAAGACUGCUGGCCCUCACCCAAUGUUCAGCUACAAGAAUUCAUACUACACAAUGACCAAAGACUGGCACUAACAACAGAGAACUAUGAACAAGCCACUGGCCAAGAAUCAGUGGAAUCCAAUGUAUUUGUCAAAUCUUCAUUUCUUAGUGGAUCAUGGGGUGGUCUGCCAUUGGCUUUUAGUCUCGAUGAACUGCCAAUUGAGCAGGGAUUUGAGGACAAUUUGUCUGAGUGCUGGGAGACAGUGAUGCUCAAUAAACCUACUGCUAUAGUGGGAUUUCCUGAGGUGCAUCUGCAGCUAAGUUCUGAUAGGCCCUGUGCUCUGGUAGCCGCCAGGCUAUGUGAUGUGUUUCCAAACGGCGAAUCUGCACUAAUCACAAGAGGUAUACUAUCUACCUUCUAGACAAACAAUUCAAUGAAUGAAUUAAACAAACAGACCAAGAAGAACCAAGUACUUCCAGCUUUUUAAGAAUAAUUCUUUCAGUCUUUCACAGCAAUAGUGAACAGCACAAAUCUGAUUAGAGCACUCCUUGUCAUGCAUUUUAUAGGUUAAUUGAAAGAGUAACUUGAUCAUUCUUGGCGAAUCACAGAGUGCCUGUAAACAGAUCCAGCCAUUUAUGGGAGGUGUUUAACAUUUUAUGAUAAUAUGGGAAUAUUACUUGGCUGAAAGAUGGAAAAGAUUAUUCUGUAUGCCACUGUACCAUAAUUUACUUAUGUUACCGCUUUUUGAAGGGGAUAAAGUUCAAAAGAAACUUUGAAGCUGGAGGGGUACCAUCAACCAUGUUGACCAUCAUAGAGAAUUUCUGAGGCUGACAUUUCAAGCAUUAGCCUUUCAUCAGAUGUCUGUUUAACUAGCUCUCUUGGGCGGAAUGUCAAGCAACAGUUUAGCCCAACUCCCCACAAACUGAGCAAAAGUUUGAAGUCCAGGUGCUUUAUCUCCAUUACAAUUUGUCUUUAUUGCAGGAGUGUUGAAUUUGACCCAUAUAAGUGGUCAUUCAUCAGAAGAUAUUCAGCCUCUUCAGUCUAAUAAAAACUGUAUCAUGCACAGUUAA